Molecule: messenger RNA, 2496 nt
Organism: Aspergillus niger
Lineage: Eukaryota; Fungi; Ascomycota; Eurotiomycetes; Eurotiales; Aspergillaceae
Exons: 2
Coding region: 1-2496 (831 amino acids)
Source: RefSeq, a predicted model, not a curated record
AUGAGUCCAAUCGAUGGCCUGCACCUAGAUACGAGCUUCCUCACAGACGAAUCAAUGAACGACCUGGCAGGUAUGCAGAUGACAGACAAUGGCAUACAGGGACUACCUGUGGGCGAGGAUGACGUAUUGUCACUGGUAGUCCCUCCUAUGUGUCAAACGCAGGGUGGUAUUCAUGUCGAUGAUCUCAAUCCUAUUCUAUCAAAACUUGCAGCUGCAGUUCAGGCAAAACUCCCCCAGCAAGAUGCAGCUCAUCUUUAUGAGCUAAAAGAUCUACUCAGUGCCAGCUACAACACACUGAUUAGAAUGGUCCAGCGCCAGAUCGAUACUACAGGGUAUCAACCUCAUUCGCCCGGCUCGUCUGACUCGCCUGGUAGCACGCACAAUGGGGACAAAUACAUCUGCUAUCUCUGCCCCAAGGAAAAUCACAACAUACUAUUCGCGGAUCGAGGUACUUUCAGGCGCCACGUCUCAUACAAACAUCACCCAGAGUUUCGAUACUUGUGCCUAGCCCAUCCAAUUUGCGACUGGGGGACAAACAGGCGGGAUAAGAUUUACCCUCACAUGAGAACCCACCGAAUAUAUCAAGUGUCUCAAGCGCAAGUGAAUCGAUUUGCGAUUAGGCAGAGACCACCGCGAAAUUGCGGGCUAUGUUGGAAGCCCGUAAGCUGCUGGGCGGAGUACUUCAAGUGCGUUGCCAACCAUUGUCGUAUCAAGAAUGUCGAUUCGACGAAUUCAAGCGCAAGCUUGAGCAGACGGGGCAGUGAUGAUCGCGGAGGAGGUGGUAACAAUGGAACUGGAUUCGGUGGAAAUUAUCCCCCUGGAAAUGGUUUCGGUCCAUCGGGUCCGCAGCAGUUCUACCCCGGCAACAAUGGGAGUUUUUCUUCAAGUGAUGCCGGUCAGAACAAUGGCCAUUAUGGACAUAAUUUCUCUGGCUACACGGGCACUACAAACCGAGAUGACGAGGACUCUACCUCAAGCUACUCCUGCGGUGAGGCCGAUACCGUCGCAGAUGUAGCUCCAUCACCAUCUUGCUGUUCCAGCGACAUACCACACGCGAUGGAUGUUCCUGCCCCAUCUAGUAUCAUAAGCCAGCACUUGGCGCUGAUGCAGAUGACAGAGGAAACUGAAAGCUGCGAUUCGGUUUCGCACGGGGAGGAUUACCCACCAUCCACUUCUGGCGAAUCCGAUCUAAGAGACCUCGGUGACGAAACUUAUCGCCGUAUAUCACGGCCUCCAAACGAUGCUGCUUCAGAUCGCAAGCGGACUCCUCGUCUUAGGACUGAAGAUCUCUUCAAAAAGCAGUGCCAGGGUUGCGGACACGUUCUAGUCGAGUGCGAUAAGUGCUGCCGUUUAAAGGAGACCAUCUUCCAGUGCCACUUCUGCGCGGACAAUACCUGCAAGCUCCCCGCUUCUAUGAGAGACCCCCAAGAAAGCGAGGAAUCGGAAAGAUGCAAGCGGACCAUUAACAAAGGCGACAUAGGCAUCCCAGGACGUCCACUUUGGACUGACCAUUGGUCUCUGUCGCCAACUGAGCACUCUUUGGAGCCUCUAUCCCUUUUUGAUCAUGAUCACUAUAUGGAACCUGCGAAAGGUGCCAACAUGGAAGCUGGAAAAUCAUCGAAUGACCACAUCCUUGGCUUGAAAGCUGCCAAUGAUGAGUGUGUACAUUUUGGCAGUUCUUGUCCACUUAGUCUGGAUUCUCCUGUUGACUCGGAAGUGACUUGUUCCUCGAUGAACCUAGACACUUCAUAUUGCCAAGCGCCACCCUCUCUAGACGCUAAAGGACCACAAGAAGCAUUCGAAGCUGUCCAUAAAUAUGGAAGAGGUAACCUAUUCAAGACAGAAGAGUUCAUACAAACACUCGAUAUGUUGUCUGCCACGGAGUCGACAUAUCAGUCGGUCGAAAUCCUUUCUUUCUUUGUCCUGAAUGCAGUGCAAGAUUUCUUCGACCAAAUGCUUGUUUCUUGGCUCGCCUGCGAGGCAGCCCUUUUACAUACAGUGUCAUUGUCGUACUGUUUCGGUGAAAGGAGCAUUUCUGAGAAACGAACCGAGUCCGCCAUCAGUCGGCGCUACUUACCCCAUCCAUGGGAGAAGAUGCGUUACCAACCCACAGCUAGACAGAUUCCGCGGAGGAAGCAUUCGCAGCUGCGAACGAAGCUUCAAGUGAUCUCCGGAAUACUCAUCCUCCGUGCCACUGUUCUGAGGAGAAAGCCAAUGAUGAUUUCAUCCACAGAGACUUCCGCGGAAGUCUCCGAGCCUAGCAAGAUAGGUACUGAGCUCCAGAUAGUCGAGCCAGGUGUCCAGGUUUCCCCAACUCUCGAGGUGAUGUUCAGCCGAGGCACAGAGGUGGUAGCGGAUGCUGUUUCCAGCUUGAUUACCGGCGUCAUGUCUGCAACGGAAGAAGAGAUGGAGUACUUCAAGCCCAUAUCGGUGCAUAUGUCGAACCUCUUCACGAAGGGAUCAACAUGGCUCGGCGAGGAGAGCCUGAUCGAAUGA